Molecule: messenger RNA, 2353 nt
Organism: Humulus lupulus (European hop)
Lineage: Eukaryota; Viridiplantae; Streptophyta; Magnoliopsida; Rosales; Cannabaceae
Exons: 10
Coding region: 98-1963 (621 amino acids)
Biological process (GO): DNA-templated transcription
Cellular component (GO): nucleus
Molecular function (GO): transcription corepressor activity
Source: RefSeq, a predicted model, not a curated record
GUAUUGUAAUAAAAAAAUUAGAGAGAGAGAGUCUCCUGAGUCCUGCUAAGCUAGAAUUCAAAUUAACGAAACGACAUGGAAGAAUGAUCCAAACGACAUGAAAAAUGAAAUGAUGCAAGGUCAGGCUCAGGCUCAGCCGCAGAGCUGUGGCAGCAACAGCAGCGUGGUUCCGGCGAGCGAAGUGUUCUGGUCACUCGUCCACAAAGCCGAUAAGAAGUUCUCCAAAAUCCGAGAUCUUCCCUAUUACCACCGCAACAGGCAAGAGUACGAUGCUUACUUCUACAAGGUCUUCAAGGUCUACACUCAGGUAUGGAAGUUCCAGCAGGAGAAUCGUCAGAAACUUGUCGAGAGUGGUCUCAAGAGGUCCGAGAUCGGCGACAUCGCUUCUCGGAUUGCUCAGCUCUACUUCGCUCACUACAUGAGGACCAGUCAGGCCAGCUAUCUCCACGAGGCUUUCAUUUUCUACGACGCCAUUCUCACUCGCGACUACUUCAAUUUCCACUCCCACUCCCACUCCAAUCCCCCUCACGACCUCUCCCUCGCCUCCAAGCACCUCCGCUUCAUUUCAAGGUUUCUGAUGGUGUGUUUGCUUUUGAACCGGCGGGAAAUGGUUCAGCAACUGCUUAACCAGCUCAGGCUUUUGCUUGAUGAGUGCAAGAGGACCUUCAAAGAAACCGACUUCAAGGAAUGGAAGUUGGUUUUUCAGGAGCUGGUUAGGUUUUUGAAGUAUGACACCAAUUUUAUGAAUAUCAGGCCUCUCAGGUAUAGUGUUGUGUUGGACUCUUUUUCGGACUCACUGUCUCCACACACUUGUUCUAGGAAUCUGAGACUUCGAGACGCUGUUCUCGCCACUUAUCAUCACAAUGAGGUUAAGUUUUCAGAGGUCACUCUUGACACUUUCAGAAUGCUUCAGUGUCUGGAGUGGGAACCAUGUGGCUCAUUUUAUCAAUCAAAUCUAACAAAGAAUGGUCACAAUGGGCCUUCUUCUGCACCUAAAGAUAUUCUUGAUCCUACACUGCCUCCUAACCCUAGAAAGGCGGUUUUACAUCGUCCUUCCAUCACACAUUUUUUAGCUGUUGUGGCCACAAUAUGUGAGGAGCUCCCUCCUGACGGAGUUUUAUUAAUUUACUUGUCAGCUUCAGAAACAGAAAUAUUUCUGUCUCCUACAGGUGCUCCUCGGUACUCUCAUGCCACCUCCCCUUCUCCACUAGGAUCUGUGUCUGAAAGACCAGACCCUUCUUCCGAACAGUCUGAAGAAUAUAGCUCAGCAUUAGAUUCUGGUUGUUUACAGUUUGGGUCUCGUGGAAAUGGAGGAAUAAAUUGCAUUUAUCCCAGUGACUUGGUUCCAUUUACAAGAAGACCACUUUUCUUAGUUAUUGAUGGUGACGCCAAUGAAGCAUUUGAGGCUAUAAAUGGAGCAGAAAAAGGAGAAAUGGCAGCGAUUCUUCUUUCUCCGAGAACUUCAUAUCACUGCACAAGUGCUGAUUCACCUCGUCAUUCGACUGGAAGUCUAUUCACUGUUUUUCUUACAGCUCCAUUACAGGCUUUCUGCCUGUUGCUUUGCAUUUCUGACUCGGAUGUUGAAAUGGAUACAUAUGUUGAGGCAGAGAAAUUGCUUUCAUCUUCCUUAAAUGAUUGGGGUGUAAAUUUAGCUGCAUCAGAUGCCCUUCAUCCUGUCUGGGCGCAGAUUUUGCGCGAUCCUUUCCUUAGGCGACUUGUCUUGAGGUUUCUAUUCUGUCGGGCAGUGCAUGCAUUACAUGCUCCCACCUUCAAUAAGGAUGAAUUCAUACCAAAAUCUCUGCCUGCGCUUCCACCGUCUUUCCUCCCUUCAACUGUCGCUUGUCAAACCCUAAUUUUGCAGCUAGCGAAUAUCUUUGGCGCUACCAACAGUUUCAUAAUCUCUGAUUCGCUCGGACUUCCUGAAAAUACGUGUGGUGACACAGACUCAAUGUCAUCUUCUUGAAGCAUGGGUGGAGCCGUUCUGUGUUACAUUAGGCGGUUGGGUUGGUUGACUUGUCAUGCAUUGAUCGAGUUCAAACAGUCAAAAUAUCCGGGUUGUGUUUUCAUAAUUGUGCAAGUACUUUACAAGCGUGAAAAUUCGGGGCUAAAUUGCUGCUUUAAAAUCAGGUUACUUGAAUGUUGGGUAUUUUGGCUCUAUUUUUGGACAUUUAAAUGAAGAUGGUGUUCAUAUUAAAGUAAACCAUGGUUAGUUUUGGCAUUGAAAAUGGAUUGAGCUUCUAUUGAGACUCGGGUCUCCUUUGGUGGGUGUUUUUUUGAAUAAUUAUGAACGAAUCACUUUUACUGUGUAAAGAAAUUGUUAAAAGUAAGUACAUCAAGUUGUUGAAGGUGUAAA